AUGUCUAGCCAACCUCUUCUCCAGACCGCACCGGGCAAGCGCAUCGCCCUCCCUACGAGAGUCGAGCCCAAGGUCUUCUUCGCCAACGAGCGCACCUUUCUCUCAUGGCUCAACUUCACCGUCAUUCUCGGCGCCCUCGCCAUCGGCAUGCUCAACUUUGGCGACCGCCCGGCCUUUAUCAGCGCCUUCCUCUUCACUGGCGUUGCCAUGCUCACCAUGAUCUACGCCCUAGCCACGUACCACUGGCGUGCGAAAUCCAUCCGCGUCCGCGGCCAGGCCGGCUUUGACGACCGCUUUGGCCCCACCUUUUUGGCCAUCAUCCUACUGCUGGCCGUCGUUGUCAACUUUGUCCUGCGCAUAACGUACUCGUCCAAGGAGGGAAAGCACUAA
Colletotrichum abscissum is the source of this 390-nucleotide messenger RNA. RefSeq lists its product as uncharacterized. Gene Ontology annotation, cellular component: fungal-type vacuole membrane; vacuolar transporter chaperone complex. The transcript has 2 exons. The coding region runs from base 1 to 390 and encodes 129 amino acids. The record is from RefSeq and is a predicted model, not a curated record. NCBI's taxonomy places the organism in Eukaryota, Fungi, Ascomycota, Sordariomycetes, Glomerellales, Glomerellaceae.